Molecule: messenger RNA, 1006 nt
Organism: Merops nubicus (carmine bee-eater)
Lineage: Eukaryota; Metazoa; Chordata; Aves; Coraciiformes; Meropidae
Product: armadillo repeat-containing protein 8-like
Exons: 6
Coding region: 1-540 (179 amino acids)
Biological process (GO): proteasome-mediated ubiquitin-dependent protein catabolic process
Cellular component (GO): GID complex
Source: RefSeq, a predicted model, not a curated record
AUGGCGUUUCAAGCAGAACAGAAGAUCAAGUCAGACAUCCUGCGAGGUCUGAGCACAGAGCAGUUAUUCCAGUUGCUUUCCGAUUCGGAUGUCAAUGUGCUGAUGAAAACUUUGGGACUGCUCAGGAAUCUUUUAUCUACUCGCCCACACAUAGACCAUAUAAUGAGCACUCAUGGGAAGCAAAUCAUGCAAGCAGUGACCCUCAUUCUGGAAGGGGAGCACAAUAUAGAAGUCAAAGAGCAGACAUUAUGUAUACUUGCCAAUAUAGCAGAUGGAACGACAGCAAAAGAACUCAUUAUGACCAAUGAUGACAUCCUGCAGAAAAUCAAAUACUACAUGAGUCAUUCAAAUGCUAAACUUCAGCUUGCUGCCAUGUUCUGUAUAUCUAAUCUCAUAUGGAAUGAAGAGGAAGGUUCACAAGAACGCCAGGAUAAACUACGAGACAUGGGAAUUGUAGAUAUUCUACAUAAAUUGAGUCAGUCAUCAGAUCCCAAUCUGUGUGACAAGGCGAAGACAGCACUCCAGCAGUAUCUUGCAUGAUCAAAGACUGAUUGAAUCUAUGGACACCCCUCAUGUCUACUUAAGGAAUAGCAGGAGAUGUUCCUGACUCCUUAUAUUUGCACAAGUCACCUUGGGCUGCAUUCUUCUCAGGUGCAGGGAGCUGCUUUGCAGAAACAGUUUAAAUGAUCAGGUCUCCAGUGCACUUGAGAAUUUUCUUGAGGUAGUUUCUUUACUCAGAGGACUCCUGGGGGGUUGUUUUGGUUUGUUGUUUUGGUUUUUAUGUUUUGUUGUUUUGUUUUUUUUUUUUUUCCUGAGCUACCUGGACUUUCAGAUAGAACAAUCAGUCAUCAUUUUCCUUUUGGGCCUACAAUUUUCUGCUUUUGCUGCAGCCUGCGUGUGUGGAUAGGUGUGGGUGUGCUCGAGUGUGUGUGUGCUCAGGUGAAUGUGUGUGGGUGUGAUACCUCAAUUUUGUUUUUCCUUUUUUUUUUUUUGUGUGAAAAUCUUU